CACGGUACUACAGUAAGCAUUUAUGGAUUUCAUGAAUUAUCUCUGGACAAAUGGAACAUACCUUUAAUGUCUUUUCUAGUUGCAAACACUGCAAUAGUCAAUCUGCAGGUUUCAUUUUCUAUCAGAGACAAUCAAGAAAAUAAAGUUAUUAUGGCAAUAACUAAACCACAUAGACCAAUAGAAAUUUUAAAAUUGUUAUACAACAGGGAAAUAUCAGUUGAUAAUUUGCAUUACAUAGAAAGUAUAAAAGAUUCUGAUACCAAAUUCUCUGCAUACAUUGGGUCGACUAAUAUUAAAUUAACCGCGAGGCAAUAUAUUUUUUUAAACAAUAGACCCGUUCAUUGUCCUUUUAUUUUGCAAAUGAUCUCGACUAUCGUAAUCACUACGAUAAAAUGCUACGCGACAGCACGAUAUCGGCAAAUACCAAAGAAAGAGGCAAUUUUUAUUUUACUAUUUAUUACGUGCAAAGAAUAUUUUUUUACGAUUGAAAAAGGAACGAAAACUUUAAUCUUACCUAGAGUUCAAGAUUUACUGCAAAAUAUUCGAAAUGAAAUAGCGAACAUCUUUGCUAAGAAUACAAUGCCUCUUUUUAACAAUGUUUCGAAUCAUGUUAGAGGACAUAACAAUUCGAUGUACAGCUAUGCAAGUGCUUCGUUUCCUCAAAAACUAUUCGCGUCCAAACAAAACCGUGUUCUGCACACAUUGUGUCAUGUUGUCCAAAAGAAAGUGACAGAAUUAAAAGUUCCACUGAUUCACGAAAAUCUAAUCGAAAAACAGAACCGAUCUACAGUUGACUGUUUCGAUCCAUUGAAAGUUCGUAACGUCAAUUCGCAAGAAAGAUAUGUGAAUAAUAAAUCACGAUGCGAAAUAGAUACGAAUCAAUUGAAUACAAACGAAAUAACAGACGCUGUUCAGUUGUUUACCCCUGUUUCGCGAAACAACAAUGUAAUGAAAGAAAGUAUUACUUUGACAAUUUCCGAGUGGUCCAACUGGACCUAUCAUGAUAAUGAGUCGUACAAUUCGAAAAAAAUAAAUAAACUUAAUGACAAUUCUCGUGUGACGAACUUUUAUAAACAUUUCGACUUUUUGCCAAAAAAGUUGCAUAAACUUUUACGUGGCAAUACGAAGCUGACGAAAAUUGAUAUUUUAAAUGAAUCCUGUGGAAGUGUAUUGUCAACCAAAUUGAAGUUUGGAUUGCCAAGUGAGUAAUUGUGCUACAUAAAUAUGUUUGAUUCGAUUACCAAAGACAUGUUAGUUAAUAAAUCGAAUUUCCUUCAGUAUCGGACACGUUGUUCCACCAAGAAAUGGACGUACGUCUUUGCAAAGUCGUUCAACGGUUCCGUGAAUUCAGAUUGAAGAAGGAUCUUCUGAAAUUUGUAAAAAUACUGGGUCAGGUGAACAACGAAUUGAUAGUAGGAUUGGUAAUUAAAAAUGAUGCAAAGGUACUUUUGCUAAUGGAUCAACAUGCUAUUCAUGAGAGAAUACGAUACGAAAAUUUAAUUCACAAAUACAAAUCAGAGAUGAGAAAUCAGUUGUUUCCCAUUAAACUAAGAGAUCCUGUAAUUAUACAAUUACCUGUUGACAAAUGCAAUUUAUUACUGUCAAAUACAAUGCAACUAAAAAAAUUUGGAAUAAGUCUGAGUAUUACAAAUGAUAAUAGUGUAAUUGUGCACACAGUGCCAGAAUGUUUAAAAAGGAACAAAUAUUAUUACAAUGAGAUAAAGUUAAAGCUUAGCGUGGAAAGUCUUUUAAACGAAGUGCUACAAAACUUUACAAAGAACAAAGAUAGUCAGAUCAAUGAUGUUCCUCUUGUGAUUCACAAUGCAAUUGCAAUGGAGGCUUGUCAUGGAGCUAUAAAGUUUGGAGAUCCGCUGACACUGCAACAAUGCAAGCAGCUCUUAAAAUUACUAAACAAAACGAAAAUUCCUACUCGGUGCGCUCAUGGGCGGCCGUCUAUAAUACCUAUACUGGAGCUCUCGAAAUUGGAAGGACUACAGAAAAAAGCCAGCCUGGUAUGUUAUUACAAUACAUAG
Messenger RNA from Colletes gigas, 2033 nucleotides. RefSeq names its product DNA mismatch repair protein MutL-like. Lineage: Eukaryota; Metazoa; Arthropoda; Insecta; Hymenoptera; Colletidae. The transcript is spliced from 5 exons. Gene Ontology annotation, molecular function: ATP-dependent DNA damage sensor activity; ATP hydrolysis activity; ATP binding. Gene Ontology annotation, biological process: mismatch repair. Gene Ontology annotation, cellular component: mismatch repair complex. Bases 1305 to 2033 code for a protein of 242 amino acids. The record is from RefSeq and is a predicted model, not a curated record.